Molecule: messenger RNA, 918 nt
Organism: Parnassius apollo (apollo)
Lineage: Eukaryota; Metazoa; Arthropoda; Insecta; Lepidoptera; Papilionidae
Source: the annotation of a GenBank genome assembly
AUGUUGCAGACCCGUAACAUUCAUUGCUAUGCAGAUGACAGCACUGGUGAUGCUCUUUACACCGGCCGAGCCAAUAUUUCUCGGGAAAACGUCUCCGAGUGCCGGGACAAACUUGUGUCUGAAGUCGAGUCUCUGCUGGACAGAGUCUCGGAUUGGGGGCGACUAAAUCUAGUCCAGUUUAACCCCCAGAAGACACAAGUUUGCGCGUUAACCGCUAAAAAGUACCCCUUUGUCGUAUCGCCUCAGUUUCAAGGCACUCCCCUUGUUGCCUCAGCCAGUAUCGGAAUCCUCGGCGUCGACAUAUCGAGUGACGUGCAGUUUCGUGGUCACUUGGAAGGGAAGGCCAAAUUGGCCUCUAAAAAGCUUGGCGUGCUCAGCAGAGCGGGACAGUAUUUCAUGCCGGCACACCGCCUGCAACUAUACAAGGCGCAGGUUCGGCCGCACAUGGAAUACUGUUCCCAUCUCUGGGCUGGGGCUCCCCAGUACCAGCUCCUUCCACUUGACCACAUCCAGCGCAGAGCGGCUCGAAUCGUCGACGACCGAGUGCUUUCCGAUCGGCUCGAUUCUCUGGCACUGCGAAGAGAUGUUGCAUCCCUUUGCAUUUUCUUUCGCAUAUACCAUGGAGAGUGCUCUGAGGAAUUGUUCGGAUUAAUCCCAGCCGCCAAAUUUCGUGAACGCACUACGCGGCAAACGUCCCGAUACCAUCCACACCAUCUGGAUGCUUGGCGGUCCACCACUGUACGUUUCAAAAGGAGUUUUCUUCCGCGUACAACCUCUCUGUGGAAUAAUUUACCACCAGCGAUUUUUCCGGACCGAUACGACCUGGGGACCUUCAAGAAAAGAGCUUACUCCUUUCUAAAGGGCCGGCAACGCGUCUGCAAUUCCCCUGGUGUUGCAGUUGAUCAUGGGCGGCGGUAG